This is a messenger RNA of Purpureocillium lilacinum, 1683 nucleotides long. RefSeq lists its product as uncharacterized. The record is from RefSeq and is a predicted model, not a curated record. NCBI's taxonomy places the organism in Eukaryota, Fungi, Ascomycota, Sordariomycetes, Hypocreales, Ophiocordycipitaceae.
AUGAGCCAGUAUACUCUGCCUCAUAGACAGCAGCAACAGCAACCGCAACCGCAACAGCAGCGGCAGACGCAUGCCCCGUCGCGACCGCUAGGCCCAGUUCUUGGAGUGCGCCGUUUCGGGCGCAACGACUUUGAGCGCUUCGACCAGGAGGCCGCGCGUGGAUCGCAUCUUUGCGUCGGCUCAACCACCAUCGGCAAGGUCGACAUCGACUGCAAGUACCAAUGGAAGAAGGCGAAAUGGGGCGUCCUGGGCGUCGAGAAGCGGCCCGCGGGCGUCGUCUACAUGGACAUUACCUUUAAGCAGCCGCACGGGUGGUGGCUCCAGAACGCGAGCGUCUUCGUCACCGUGAGCGAGGACAAGUCGUCGUAUGCGCUCGUCGCGCGGCGCAAAGAGCGCGCAGAGCAGGCAGACCUCGCCUCCGACUACGCGGUGCAGAUUACAGACUACUUUGGUCCGAGGUUCCUUACGGGGACCAAGACGGUGCGCAGCGAGAGUCGGCGCAUGAAGUUUACGCCCACGAUGGGCGGCCCGGGCGUGGAGGUAGGGGGCAUGGGCUAUGAGUCGAUCAGCUCGCACGAGAAAGUCGGCCGAUGGGUGUUCAAGGGUAACGUCGGCAAGCCAAAAGGCCGAGACGGACUGCGGACGCUGCAUUGGGAGCUGACCGAGAACUGCCUCGACCCGGAUCAGGCGCACAGCCAAGAGUUCCGUACGGCGUUCGCAUUCGAGCACAGUCGGCGACCGGUAUACCUGCGAGUCGAGAUGGAGGGCCGGCUGCUCAGCAAGGGGCAGCAGCUGAAGCACGGCAUGAAGCGCUUCUCAUCGCACGGGCUCGGCCGAAAAGACGAUUCGACACUCAUGCACAUCGACUUUGGCAGAGACUUUAUGUUCGAGAGGAGCCUCGAUGCGAUCGCGCAGGGGUUGGACAUGACGAUGCAGAUGGAGAACCUACAAAAGGCACCGGUCGAGACGCCUGACCCGACGCCAGCCAAAUUCACCGCCGACACGAAAACAUCGGGGCUGGGACCUGGCAUUGGGUCUGGCAGACUGGGUGUCAUUGAGGAGCGGCACGAGCCGCCGCAGCAAACGAGCUACCACACCACGAAGCAACAGGACGCGCUGCUACGACUUCUCACACAAACAACGGAGGACCGUCGGCCGAUAAGCCAAGCUCCGCGGGCGACGAUAAAGAUCGAAGAGAUGGAAGAGACUCUGGUGGUGCUCGAGAGCAGCCGUGAGGCCGAGGGUCCAGACACAGAGUCAGUGGACACGGAAGAAUUGGCACCAGUCGCCACCAACAACACCCCCGCACGAUACCAAAGCGCAGACGAGGCGUUGCUAGAGAUGCUCAAGAUCCCCGCGAUACUGUAUAUCCUGCGGGUGUUUGUCAUGAUCACGAGCGCAUUCAGCAAGCUUCCGCAAAGUGGCGGUGGCGGCAGACAGCCAACACCAAACAAUACCAGGAGGGUCAAGCCGCAGGCGGCAGCAAAUGGACGCUACGUGACGAUCGGCGGCGGCGGCGGCGGCAAAAUGUUCGACGCCGACGGCCCGUUUCGACUUGACGGCGCAAGGGUCGAGGGGACGCUGCCGGGGCUGUCGAAGAGGUUGGUGAGCUCUCAGGCGGCUGAGAGGCAAGCGAACGGAUUCUUGCAGCGAGGACAGCAGACGCGGAUACGAAGCUGGUGA